Molecule: messenger RNA, 3584 nt
Organism: Syngnathus acus (greater pipefish)
Lineage: Eukaryota; Metazoa; Chordata; Actinopteri; Syngnathiformes; Syngnathidae
Gene: strn3
Product: striatin, calmodulin binding protein 3
Exons: 16
Coding region: 211-2310 (699 amino acids)
Cellular component (GO): dendrite
Molecular function (GO): armadillo repeat domain binding; protein-containing complex binding; protein phosphatase 2A binding
Source: RefSeq, a predicted model, not a curated record
UGCACCGCGGCAAACUUCUCUCCGGCCUCCGCCGCUACGAGAUCGCUCCGUAAUGGCGGCCGGUUAGCUCCCCUCAGUAAGCUGCUCCGUCAUCAGCCACAUUCACCUCAUCCCAGUCCUCCUGGGUCGGGGGGGUGGUACCACGGGAUCGAGCCGGACACGCAGCGGGGGUUUUCCUUCUCUUGCGGACACUUUCCUUACAAGCCCGACAUGGACGAGCACCCCGAAGGAGCCACAACCGGAAUUCAGCAGCAGCCGCAGCCGCAGGUCCAGCCGGGGGGGAACGGAGGAGCUCACCCAGGCGUCGGCGGCGGGACGGCUCUGGGACCGCCGCAGACCGACGACUUGCCGCGGCCUCAGCAGCAACAGUACACCAUCGCGGGCAUCCUGCACUACAUCCAGCACGAGUGGGCCCGCUUCGAGAUGGAGCGGGCCCACUGGGAGGUGGAGCGGGCCGAGCUGCAGGCGAGGAUAGCAUUCCUCCAGGGAGAGAGGAAAGGUCAGGAGAACUUGAAGAAUGACCUGGUCAGAAGAAUCAAGAUGUUGGAGUAUGCUCUCAAGCAAGAGAGGGCCAAGUAUCACAAGUUGAAAUAUGGAACAGAGUUGAAUCAAGGCGACUUGAAGAUGCCCAGCUUUGAGUCAGACGCCAAAGACUCAGAAGUGUCGGCGCUCGCCACCAACAGUCAGCUGACGUGGAAACAAGGAAGACAGCUGCUGAGACAGUACCUUCAGGAAGUGGGCUAUACGGACACCAUCUUGGACGUGCGCACGCAGCGUGUGCGCUCGCUGCUGGGCUUGUCGACGCCAGAGCAGAACGGGUCGGUGGAGAAGAAGAACCUGCAGCAGCUUAUCAACGGCAAGGAUGGCAAACGGAGUCCAGGUGACGUUCUGGAGACGUUCAACUUUCUGGAGAACGCCGAGGACAGCGACGAAGACGACGAUGAGGACGGAGAGCUCAUGGAUGACAUUGGCAAUGAUGUCAGACAUCACAGGAAACACAAAAACAAGGCGGGCAAUGAGGGUCUGGCGUCCGAGGAGGACGCCAGCGACACGGAGGAGGCACUGAAGGAGUUUGACUUCCUGGUGACGGCCGAGGACGGCGAAGGCGCCGGCGAGGCACGCAGCUCUGGAGACGGGACGGAGUGGGCUGAACCGCUGCCGUUCGUGCCUGGGGUGGGGAACGACUUCCUAAUGGGAGGGGCCGACCGCGUCUUGGAGAGCGUGCUGGGAUUGGGCGAUCUGGCCGACCUCACCGUCGCCAACGACGAUGUGGAAUUCGGCUACGACCUGGCGUCCAAUCAGGAGUCGUCAUUCCGGAAGACGUGGAACCCCAAGUACACGCUGCGCAGCCACUUUGACGGCGUGCGGGCGCUUGCCUUCCACCCGCUGGAGCCCUGCCUGCUCACCGUGUCUGAGGACCACACGCUCAAGCUGUGGAAUCUCACCAAGACGCUCGCCGCCAAAAAAAGCGCCUCGCUGGACGUGGAGCCGGUCUACACGUUCAGAGCUCAUGCCGGCCCCGUGCUGUCGCUAGCCGUCACGGCCGACGGUGAGCACUGCUUCAGCGGCGGUGUGGACACCACCAUCCGGUGGUGGAACGUUCCCGGCCCAAAUGUGGACCCCUACGACACGUACGACGCUGGCGCGCUGGCAGGGACGUGGGUGGGCCAUGUGGAUGCCGUGUGGGCUUUGGCCUACAGCGGCAUCAAGAACCGCCUCCUGUCCUGCUCGGCCGACGGGACGGUCAAGCUGUGGAACCCUCGUGAGGAGAACCCCUGCAUCAGCACUUUGAAUGCCGCCGCAGAGCACGGCAUCCCCACCUCGGUGAACUUUGACGGCUGUGACCCCGCCCGCGCCGUGGUGUCAUUUGACAGCGGAGACGUGGUGCUCUACGACCUGGAGACGGCUCAGAGUGCGCUAGUGCUGAAGGGCCAGGGCAAAGGAAGCCGUCCUGGCUGCCAUCACAUCUACAGGGCGGUGGGCCAUCCCACACUGGCUGUCACCAUCACGGCACACGAGGACAGAAGCAUCAAGUUUUUCGACAACAAGUCAGGUAAGGUGAUCCACGCCAUGGUGGCCCACCUGGACGCCGUCACCAGCCUGGCGGUGGAUCCAAACGGGAUCUACUUGAUGUCCGGCAGUCACGACUGCUCGCUGCGCUUAUGGAAUCUGGACUCCAAGACGUGCGUGCAGGAGAUCACAGCGCACCGCAAGAAGAGCGACGAGGCCAUUUACGACGUGACCUUUCACCCCUCCAAGGCCUACAUCGCCUCGGCCGGAGCCGACGCCCUCGCCAGGGUUUACGUGUAGGGUCUGCCCUCCCCGCCUGCAGGGAACCCUGCGCACAGACACGUGACGCUGAAUCACCGCCAUGCACGCCGCCUGAAGACCGACACGGGCAGCUGACCAAUGACAUCAUUGGUCCACAUGACACUAAAGCCCCUCUUCCACGUCACCCCAUCGGUUGUUUGUCGUACAAUCCCGACGCUCCUGUCAGCCGGUGGUCCUCGGGCUCGCUUCACCGACAAAGAUGGCAGCGAGGUGAUGCAUUUUCUUCACCAACGCUUCUAGAACACGUCGGUAAAAAACUUAAUUUCAAACGGACGAUCGAUUCUGAUCAGACCAGAUUGAUUCCGAUCGGUCAAGACGGGACUCAGGACUGCAGCUGGCCAACUGGCCGUGUUGUUGCUGACAUCGCGAGCAAUCGUAGGUUUUUUGUUAUGUUUGUGUGAUGACAUAACUAAAAUGAUUGAGCCCAAUUAGUUAGGACAGGACUCGGUCACCGUGCUCAUAUGAUACGCCUCAGCAGCGGUAGCCGGUCAAUCGGAUAUGUCCAUUCAGUCGCCGAUGGCAUGAGUGUUUUUUUUUAUAUUUUAAAAUCAAACAAGGAUCCCUCUUGGCCCGACACCUCUACUUCCAGUUUCUGAAAUAACAAUUCAGAUUGGUCGUGAUCGAAUAUGACGGGACUCAGGGCAGCUGUCAUGUGGAUCCCAGCGAGCCAAUUUGAUGUCGCAAUUCACUGGCCAGUCAGUGUGACAGCCAUAGAAACGUAACGACUGGUCCUGAUUGGACCCGAUUUAUUUUGGAUUUCAGACCUAAGCAGCAGCCGGCCAAUCAGAAAUCUCCAUUCCGUCAGGAAGUUUUGGCGGGCUUUCGAGUCUUUGCUCCUCUACCUCCUGUCCCUGAAUUCUUGAGAUGACGGCAUGAUAACUGCAAUGAGCUCAAAGUCAAGGAAAUGACUGACAAAUCAUCAAUAUUAUUCAUUUUUAUUUUUCAAACAAUUCACCUCCUUGAUUGGUUGAUCACAUAGCAUCUGCUGGGAAGGAGCAGAUCCACGCCACAUCGCUCACUGCUGUCGUUCUCACGUUUUCUCAUAGGCUUCGAUAUCCACAUUAAGGAAGUCGAGACUCCAGGAGAAACCGUCCAACCAGAGGCCUCCUGGAGCCUGCGCUGAAUGGCUCUUUUUAUUUUUUUAACUCAAGUGAUUGAUGGUGUGGUGAGCAGCUGACGUUGAUCACGCGACGUGUUACUUCUUGUCAGUGUCCUGCAUGAUUACAAUAAAAGUAUUUUUUCUAGUCUUCCAA